Messenger RNA from Aspergillus ibericus CBS 121593, 300 nucleotides. RefSeq lists its product as uncharacterized. The transcript has a single exon. The record is from RefSeq and is a predicted model, not a curated record. NCBI's taxonomy places the organism in Eukaryota, Fungi, Ascomycota, Eurotiomycetes, Eurotiales, Aspergillaceae. The annotation marks the transcript as partial.
UUGCGCACGGGCCGGAUCGGCCUAAAUCACUUCCUAUACAAGAUCAGGGCGAGGGACUCAGACAGAUGCAGCUGCAACAGGGGGUCGCAGACCCCGAAACACGUUCUAUUCGACUGUGAGAGACUUCGCGGGCUCCAGCUCGAGCUCCGACAGAGGCUCAGGAAGCAGAGGGUGGCAGUCAACUGGGAUGACUUUGACGCGUUGGUAAGCGAGCCCGCCGCGGCUCGCUACGUCGCUGACUUUAUGAUCAAAACGGGGCUCUUGAACCAAUUCAACGAAGUCCCGCCAAUCACAGAGUAG